Molecule: messenger RNA, 384 nt
Organism: Emiliania huxleyi CCMP1516
Lineage: Eukaryota; Haptophyta; Isochrysidales; Noelaerhabdaceae
Exons: 2
Coding region: 1-384 (127 amino acids)
Source: RefSeq, a predicted model, not a curated record
AUGAACGUCGUCUGGCUCAAGCGCGACGUGCGGCUUCAUGACCACGAGCCGCUGGCGCUCUCGCCGCCGCUCUGCCAGAGCCGCUGCUUCUCCUCUACGGUGCGCACCAUCGCCAGCGGCGAUGGUGGCGGCCUUACCCUCCGCUUGGGCGACGCUGUCGAUGUGCUGGCUGCGCUGCACGCGUUGCUACCAAUCAAGCGCCUCUUGAGCCACCGUGAGGUGGGGAACGCAUUCUCUCGCGCACGCAAUGCACGCGUGUCCGAGUGGGCCGACGCUCAUGGCGUGUCGUGGACACAAUGCGCGCAGGACGGCGUGAGCGACGUGCGGCACUCUGAGCUCGGUUCAGGUCUUAAAAAUCCGGCGCUCAGAACCCUAGUCUACUAG